Molecule: messenger RNA, 279 nt
Organism: Penicillium expansum
Lineage: Eukaryota; Fungi; Ascomycota; Eurotiomycetes; Eurotiales; Aspergillaceae
Product: 60S ribosomal protein eL43
Exons: 4
Coding region: 1-279 (92 amino acids)
Biological process (GO): translation
Cellular component (GO): ribosome
Molecular function (GO): structural constituent of ribosome
Source: RefSeq, a predicted model, not a curated record
AUGACGAAGCGCACCAAGAAGGUCGGCAUCACCGGUAAAUAUGGUACCAGAUACGGUGCCUCCCUGCGUAAGCAGGUGAAGAAGAUGGAAGUCACCCAGCACGCCCGCUACGUCUGCACUUUCUGCGGAAAGAACACCGUCAAGCGCAAGGCUGUCGGUAUCUGGGAGUGCAAGGGCUGCGACAAGACUGUUGCCGGUGGUGCUUACACCGUCUCCACCCCCGCUGCCGCUGCCACCCGCUCCACCAUCCGUCGUCUGCGUGAGAUCGCUGAGGUCUAA